GUUCAUGUGGAAUGAGCGCCUGGGUUACAUCCUGACCUGCCCCUCCAACCUGGGCACUGGGCUGCGAGCAGGCGUCCACAUCAAGCUGCCGCUGCUCAGCAAGGACAGCCGCUUCCCUAAGAUCCUGGAGAACCUCCGGCUACAGAAGCGUGGGACAGGCGGUGUGGACACCGCAGCGACUGGUAGCAUCUUCGACAUCUCCAACCUGGACCGGCUGGGGAAGUCCGAGGUGGAGCUGGUGCAGCUGGUGAUAGACGGUGUGAACUACCUGAUUGACUGUGAGCGGCGGGUGGGUGGAGAAGGGGCAGGACAUCCGCAUCCCCUCCCCGGUGCCGCAGUUCCGGCACUGAGCUGGACCAAGGUAGCGCCAGCCCUGCGGGACCCAGCUGCCCCCAUAGCUUAUGCGAUCUCUGUGCCCAGCAUGUCGCUGUGUCCUGUUACCCACAACACGCCAGGACAGACCCCAUAAACAUGCGCUGCUGUA
This is a messenger RNA of Leptosomus discolor (cuckoo roller), 484 nucleotides long. The record is from RefSeq and is a predicted model, not a curated record. Lineage: Eukaryota; Metazoa; Chordata; Aves; Leptosomiformes; Leptosomidae.